AUGGGGAGAGUGAAGCUUCAGAUCAAGAGGAUUGAGAAUACGACUAAUAUACAAGUCACUUUCUCAAAAAGAAGAAGCGGACUUAUCAAGAAAGCCUAUGAACUCUCUGUUCUCUGUGAUGUUGAUGUAGCUCUCAUCAUGUUUUCUCCAUCUGGGAGACCCAGUCUCUUUUCUGGCAAUAAAAGCAUUGAAGAGAUUCUGGCACUCUAUGUUAAUCUUCCUGAGCAUGAACGGGGACGUCUCCAUAAUCAAGAGUUUCUCCAACGCGUUCUUGUUAAGUUGAGGAGGGAAGCUGAUCAAACAUAUCAAGCAACCAGCCGAAUCAGUACUGAUUCUAAUCAACUCGAGGAGAUUCAACAAGAAAUCCUAUGCUGCAAGUCACAAGUAAAAGAAGUGGAAAAUCAACUGAGGAUCUUUGAAGGCGAUCUCUCUGAAGUCACGACAUUGCAUGAGGCUGAGUACCGAGAGCAGAUCCUUGAGGAAACUCUAAAACGUUUGCAUGUGCGCAAGGUAAUGAACUGUUUCCUCCUUCGCAUCCGAGAGGAGGAGCACUCCAGGAAAUAUGUAUGUCGUCUGAUCAGUUCAAUCCGCCAACCAUCUUCACACCCAAUCAUCUGCAUUAUGAUCAACAUCAAACAUGACAGUAUGUAUGUAAACACUAUAUGUUACUUCACUUUUUCCUUCAUGCCUUACCAUGCUGACAAUCAGUGA
Messenger RNA from Prunus dulcis (almond), 711 nucleotides. RefSeq names its product agamous-like MADS-box protein AGL104. Lineage: Eukaryota; Viridiplantae; Streptophyta; Magnoliopsida; Rosales; Rosaceae. The transcript is spliced from 8 exons. Gene Ontology annotation, biological process: positive regulation of transcription by RNA polymerase II. Bases 1 to 711 code for a protein of 236 amino acids. Gene Ontology annotation, molecular function: DNA-binding transcription factor activity, RNA polymerase II-specific; RNA polymerase II cis-regulatory region sequence-specific DNA binding; protein dimerization activity. The record is from RefSeq and is a predicted model, not a curated record.